Strongylocentrotus purpuratus (purple sea urchin) is the source of this 4761-nucleotide messenger RNA. RefSeq lists its product as uncharacterized. The record is from RefSeq and is a predicted model, not a curated record. Bases 1371 to 2666 code for a protein of 431 amino acids. NCBI's taxonomy places the organism in Eukaryota, Metazoa, Echinodermata, Echinoidea, Camarodonta, Strongylocentrotidae. The transcript is spliced from 5 exons.
UUGUAGUUAAAUGCUUUCUAAAAUGAAAUUUGUCUCAAUAUUAGAAAAUCAUGCAAUUGUAUUAAGGAGGUGAGAACUUAUGCUGACCUUCGCGUGUUACAUAAUAAUAUUUGAAGGGUUAUAAAGCUUGAAGAUAACUUAAUAGAAUUACCUGGCCAGGAUUUCAUUGCGUUUGAAAGCAAGGGACUAAAUGUUGUGUUGGACGAGGGGAAUUUUUGUGAAAUAUUCGGACCGUAAAUAGGUUUGCAUCAGUAGGCAGAAAGCCAAUAUUUGUCCUUUUUUAAUAUUUGUUGAAUAUAUUUUGUACUUAACUUUAUAUUUGGGAGAUUGUCAUAAAUUGUGAAUAAGUCACAUCCUGAUUGCUAUCGUGUCUUUUAUGUUACAGAUGUGAGAAGUUUUGCCGAAAAGUUCCGCGAGAGACAAUGUCAGCCAACCCAAAUCCAAUGAGUCGUCCCUGCAGUGCGGCCUACCUGUAUAUCUACCAUGAUGCACUUGUUGUAUGACAUCUGUCAGAUGUCUAUCUGUUAGCACUUUUAAAAGUUCAUCGAUACAAAGUUACCGGCACUUCAAAUUGAAGUUCAAUUCUCGAUUGUUGAGUCCUAUCGAUUUUUAGUCUUUACCCAAUAUAAAACACAGUCCGUUUGCCAUACAUUUAGGCAUACAGCGGACACCAAUCACUUGUCAAAGCACCUUUCGUAGUCACUGGCACCUAUCAUACCUUCAUAUAGGCCUACAUCGAACACGAAACACCUGUCAGAGCACAUUUCUUAGUCGCUGGCACCUUUCAUACCUUCAUAUAGGCCUACAUCGAACACGAAACACCUGUCAGAGCACAUUUCUUAGUCGCUGGCACCUUUCAUACCUCCAUAUAGACUUACACCAGACACCAAGCACCUGUCAGAGCACAUUUCCUAGUUGAUGGCACCUAUCAUACCUCCAUAUAGGCCUACACCGGACACCAAGCACCUGUCAGAGCACAUUUCUUAGUCGCUGGCACCUAUCAUACCUCCAUAUAGGCUUACACCGGACACAAAGCACCCGUCAGAGCACCUGUCUUAGUCGCUGGCACCUAUCAUACCUCCAUAUAGGUCUACACCGGACACCAAGCACUUGUCAGAGCACCUUUCUUAGAAGCUGGCACCUAUCAUACCUCCAUAUAGGCUUACAGCGGAAACAAAGCACCCUUCAGAACACCUUUCAUGGCGUAGCACGUUUUUAAUCCAACAUAAUUUCUUGCUGCACCCGAUGUCAAACACACUGAAGCACUGUAUCUGCUAGAGAACUUCCUUCAUAGUGGAUAUCUGGUCGUCCAUCGCGCUGCAGCACAACUUUUACGACACCGCUACCUGUCCCUACCAAAGACAAUCAUCAUGAAGAAAUCCAUCCUUUUCGUUUCAGGAACACUCUGGGCUUUCUCUGUAUUCGUUGGAAAAUCAUGUCCCUCUGCGAUCUACCCGUUAAAUUCUGAUGAUUCAAAUGAUGGCGCCAUUUUGGAAAAGAAUAGUAACAAAUUAGAUUUACCACGUGAUAUGUCGCAGCCAAUCAUUGCCCGUUUCGCCAGGGAUGUAACAGGUGAAGACCCCAAAGUUCCAAUUCAUCUUCUCAUCAUCAUCAUUCCUGUUGUCAUGGGGAUUGUUGUUAUUAUCAUAAUCGUGUUGGUUGUUUGCUACAUGUGCCGGAGAUCUGAAAGGGGCACUUGCAUCUCGAACGAAUGGUUGAUCUGGUGCGGUCUUACGAAACGCAGUAACGAUUCUUCAGUGCGCGACCCAGGUGACCACAGGUCAGCCAUUGCUUCUGAUGCUCCUUCUGAUAGGAGAGGAGUCAGGUAUGAACCUCGACAGAAUGCAAUGUCUCCCACCCAUGAUGAAUCGGACGACAGAUUACUAACAGAUACACCACAGCGGGUCGAGAGGGAGGAUCAUACCGGAGCAUGCCCAUCGGAGUGGUCUCCAAACACUAUUCCAGGCACCCCUAACACCGGUAAGUCGUCACUACAAACUGAUGACGAAUGGUCACCACAUUCAAGGAACACGGAUACGGUGCAUCAGAGCGGAACCCCCAAGUUCACGUUUCAAGGGAAUGAAAAGACUGAUGAUGGAAGAGACAAUGGCAAAGCCGAUAGGAGUGGUUCAGAGGACGAUGUAUUUAAACCAGGAAUAGAUGGUGUUAGUGAUACAGGCUCUAAAGAUAUAGGUCCUGGAAGGAAACGAAAAGGUGCAUGUGCUUCAGGAGCGGGUGCCGAUGAGGAUACGGUCACCCGGGACAACCAAUCUCCAAUUUUGGUUAACAAUUUGCCCCAUGGUAGUGACUCCAUGGACAGUCAUCAUGUGGAGGAAGAUGAGCCUGAAAUGGAACGUCUUCUUCCAAAUGAACAAAACUAUACGCGAUCCAAAGUGUCUCACGGACACCUUUCCAAUCAAGAAUGGCAAAGAAAGUUCCCAAGUAGUGCCCCUCCAGGAGAUACUCACCGAGACAUUAGGGGGAAAAAUGUAUUCCUAAUUGUUAGUGGAAAUGCCCAGGUUGGUUUUUAUAAUCAUGUCGAAGAUGUCCAAGUAGGGAACAGAGAGAUACAUGUAAAUAACAACUAUUUGCCCCAAGACGUUACCAACUCAAGACACGAUACCGGCGCAUUCAAUCGUUCUUCCAGUGAACGUCAAACUCGUUAGGUGAUGGACAUCGCGUAAAAUUAAAAAAUAAAAUAGCCGCAGUUUUAUCUGAAUGAGGCACUUCUCGUCACCCUUUUUCUCCUUCUGUCUCCAUCCAUCGUAACCUAACCAACAACGAAAAUGUCAGAAAUUAUCAAUAACAAAUGCUAAAUUUCUAUGAUAAAUUUUCUCUCAGCCAAUCAAAUGCCACGAUUUCAGUAGCUUAUAACAGAUAAAGAGACUUGUUAUUGAUAAUAAGUUUUAUACAACACCUACUAAGAUUCUUGCAACCUCAUUGGGCAAGUCUUUAUCACAUGGCAUGCGAUAAAAAAUAAUGUUGAACAACAUCAUUCUCCAGGCGUGCGAUUCCGUUUGAUCAAUUUGCACCAUUGCACGCUGACGUCACUAACGGUGUACAAAGUAUAUUGUGAGGUAAGUGAAAUUACCGUAACAUCAAUGGAACAAAAUGGAUCAAACGAAAUUGCACUCUGACGUCACAAUAAACAUAAAGCAUGAUACGCGCGGCGCAGUUAUGCCUAUGGUUAAUAUUAUGAACACUAUCGGUAAUUUCAUAGAUCGCUGAGAUUUGGACUAGGCCCUAGGAAAGUGUUCUUUAAACAAAAAUUGUUUUAAGCCCGUUAACGUCCGAGGUGUUGUAUAAAACAAAUAGUGAAUAGAUUUUUUCAUUCGGUGAAAGAUAAGACGGUCUAUUUUUUUUACCUCGUGCAAACUCUUGUGCCAUUUUACUCAUGGUCAUUCACUAUUUGUAUAUUAUGAAACAGGGCGAUUGUAAUAUAGCAAUGGCAUCAAUUUUUUUCUUCUUGUACUCAAAAUGCUCAUUGCCUAUGUUGAAAGGGCUCCAGUACUUGAUCAUUUAAACUAGUUUUACUGUACUGGGAUUCAUUAAAUAUUAUUAGAAUAACUCUAAUAAUUUGUUUGCUGUGUAAUUUCAUUUUAUCAUUACAAUCUAAAGACCCCCAAUAAUAAGCUCGUCUGUCUCUAUUCUUGAAGAGAUGAUAACUAAACCCGAAGUAUUUCAUUCGAUUUAAAUAGCAGUUCAAAAUCAUCAUUCCUAUAAGUGAAAACAUGUAGUAUAUAGUAAAUUGUAUAUAACGAAGGAGAAAAAUAACUGUAAAUUUCAGACUUUGAUCUUUUGGGUACAUUAUUUUAAUUAUUGUGUUUUAAUAUUUUGCCACGUGUUCAUACUUGAUUGAUCUAUCAAGGUACGUCGAUUUACAGAUCGUCAUUUUCUAGUUUAAACGAUUUUCACUCCAACGGUACUGAAUAGACAUAAUUGCUGAUUUUACAUGACCUGACUAGUACAUGUAGCUAUAUUUGGACGCUAUAUUGAUCAGAUGUAAAUGAUAUUGUUUUAUUUGGAAUAUAAUUAGAAGGCGUUAUAUACAGUUUAACUUUUACUACCAUCGUUUAUGCUUUAUUAUGCUUUAUAUAGUUGAUAUUUGAUAGUUGAUAGUGGUGAUUAUUUUACCAGACAGCUUUAGAAAGCAAUAAAUGCUUGUUAGUAAGCAACCAGAAGACCGACGGCUUUAGGCCCUCUCCGAAGGACCUGGUAAUGUGGACUAAUGCCUUACCAAAGGGCACACGCUCAACGCCUUGGUUUCGAACCCGGGUCGCCGGAUUACGAGACCACUGCUCUACCGACUGAGCUAUCGUGUCUCCUCUAAUUGGUCAGAAUGUGUUUUUGAAAUCAAAUUCUUUUUAUUCCGGAGUCUAUGUUGUUUGCGGCUUUCAUAUCUACACUAUGCUGCUGUUAAAGUCAUAAAUGUGUAAUGUAUAUGCAUUUUGAAUAUUUGUAUAUAUUUCAUAUUGUAAUAGUUUUAUGGUUAAAGUAGAUAUUUACACUUAAAAAAAAGCUGUUUUGCAUGUAUUGACAUGUUCAUGUUAACGCUAUUGUCUAAUUGGGACAGACACUUCGGGCUUAUGUAAGCACUUUUAAUUUGCGCUAGCAUAUCUGUGCGUUAUGGAACCAACUCAUUGUGCCUUUCAUUCUUCUGGUCUAAAUUACUCUGUUUUAGACAUGGAUUACUCUUGAAAAUUGUCUUUCAUUUCUGAUAAACAAUUCUUUAAUCAUUCCAAUAAAUUUUAGUUUCCAAAG